AUGCAUCACGGCAACGGGAACAACAUCCCACGCAUCAGGACAGCUGUCCUGGGCCUGGCCAAGGCUACCUUUCUUGGCCUUGCCGCCGCCGCUCCUAUAAAGACUCGCGGUCACCACGACAAUGAGCCCGAAGCCGAGGGAGGUGCGCUAUGGAUACUCUACGUCGUGUCGAUGGUCCUUGUGCUCAUGGGGGGUGCCUUUGCUGGUUUGACCAUAGCUCUCAUGGGCCAGGAUGAGAUCUACCUACAAGUCAUAUCCCUCGAUCACGAAGAACCACAAAGGAAGAACGCGAAGCGCGUCCACGACCUGCUGAACAAGGGUAAACACUGGGUGCUCGUGACCCUGCUACUGUCCAAUGUCAUCGUCAACGAGACGUUACCCGUCGUUCUGGACAGGUGCUUCGGCGGUGGCAUUGCCGCUGUUGUUGGUAGCACUGUCCUGAUCGUCAUCUUCGGCGAGGUCAUACCGCAGUCCUUAUGUGUUCGUUACGGGCUGCAAAUCGGCGGCUCCAUGUCUAAGCCCGUUCUAAUAUUGAUGUGGAUAAUGGCCCCAGUGGCUUGGCCCACUGCAAAGCUGCUCGAUUGGCUGCUGGGUGAAGACCAUGGAACAGUCUACAAGAAGAGUGGUCUGAAGACACUGGUCACUCUGCACAAGUCGUUGGGCGAGGUUGACGAGAGGCUGAACCAGGACGAAGUCACCAUCAUCAGCGCCGUCCUCGACUUGAAGCGCAAGCCUGUCGGCGAGGUCAUGACGCCAAUGGACGACGUGUACGUUAUGGCAGAGGAUACCGUGCUCGACGAGAAGACUAUUGACCAGAUCCUCGACGCCGGUUAUUCUCGCAUCCCAAUCCACCAGACGGGAAACCCAACAAACUACGUCGGCAUGCUCCUUGUCAAGAUUCUCAUCACGUAUGAUCCCGAGGAUGGGAAACGAGUCAGGGACUUCCCUCUCGCAACCCUCCCAGAGACCCGACCGGAGACUAGCUGCCUCGAUAUCAUCAACUUUUUCCAGGAAGGCAAGUCUCACAUGGUACUCAUUUCCGACUCUCCUGGCGAGGACCAAGGUGCUAUAGGAGUGGUGACUCUCGAGGAUGUCAUAGAAGAGCUCAUUGGGGAGGAGAUCAUCGACGAGUCCGAUGUAUACGUUGAUAUCCACAAGGCCAUACGAAGAUCUCACCCGGCUCCCAAGAUUCGGGCCCAGCGAAAGGACCUCAUGAAUAAGGACACGGCAGUCCAGGAUGGCACCCUCAUCGAUCUAAGCGAAGGUGAUAAUGUACGACCAGGUCCAAACCAGCGAACUGCCUCGGCCACUGGCAGUGCCGAAACACCUGGGCUAUCUAGUAGCCCGAAUAUGGCAAAGUUGUUGAUGCGCAGAAGUUCGGCUGGUCAAGACGGCCAAAUGAUACACACGAACGUACCCGUCAAGGCCAACUUUGAAGAUAUGAGGGACCACUUCAAACACCUUGGACCGUCGAAUAAAGCAUCCAAUCCAAAGGCCACUCGGGUCUCGGCAGUCAAGAUUAAACCUGGCACAUCUUCCAGCCCUUCCGGCCAGGGGCGGACAGGUUCUGUAGCGACGGAGACCACUACACAGGACCCAGACGCUGACGUGAAUGAGCGCACCAGCCUUCUCAGACCCGUAGCCAAGGAUGGCAUCCAGGCUCUUCAUCAGACCUACAAUGGCCCUUCCUUCACCAACAUCGAUGGCCAACCGAAGAUCACACUUCAGACUGAUGGUGGAAGCGAGACAUGGGAGCAAGCAGACCGUAGUGCUCAGUCAAAAAGCCAGGAUUCUAAUGAGGAUGAUACAUCGCCGACAGAUGGGGCAGAGACAGAUGCCAUUGGACGCAUAAAAGGAUAUGCGCGCAGCGGCAGCAUUACAGAGAACAUUGUUGAAGCCGGGGGCGUUCGCAAAGUCGUUCUCGAGGCCAAUAGUGUGUCGGACUUGGAGGACGCGUUGGAAGAUAUUGCAGAGGGCUCCACGACACACUCCGACGGUGACGAUGCAGCAGCUGGCAGUCAAGGCAAUGGAAAGAAGAAGAACCGUCGAAAGAAGAAGAAAGGAGGGAAUUAG
Molecule: messenger RNA, 2073 nt
Organism: Anthostomella pinea
Lineage: Eukaryota; Fungi; Ascomycota; Sordariomycetes; Xylariales; Xylariaceae
Source: the annotation of a GenBank genome assembly